AUGGCGCAAAGCAAGGCGACGAAGAAGUUCGAGAAGCGUCACCUCAAGGACACGCUCGAGAAGCGGAAUGGGCUGAAGAAGACGAAGCAAAAGCAGCAGCUCAAGGCGAGGAAGAAGGCGAGGAGGGCGGAGGAGGAGGGGCGGGAUGGGCGGAGCGAAGACAAGGACGCCCAGGCGCAGAGUACGACGGCGAAGGCGAGGGCGAAGGCGGCAUCGGGUCAGGAUGCGUUCAAAGACAUGAGCGUCGACGACUUCUUCCAAGGCGGCUUUGAGGUGCCCGAGUUGCCGAAGCAGAAGGGCAGUAAGCGGAAGCGGCAGGAGGCGGAGGAUGAUGCGGAUGAAAGGGGUGAUGAUGAGGAGGCAGGGGAAGCGGACUCGGAGGAUGAGGACGAUGUGGACGACCACCGACAACAACUCGACGCUCUGGCGGAGAACGACCCGGAGUUCCACAAGUACCUGCAAGAGAACGAGCCCGAACUUCUCGACGCCGAACUCGCGGAGAUUGGUGAGCUCAGCGAAGACGACAAUGAUGAUGACCAGCCGAAGCGCAAGAAGCGAAAAUCAGACGCCACCGACACCGACGCAAGCGACAACGAUGAGACCGACGGCAUAGGAAACAACGACCUCGACAUGCCCACCCUCACCCGCUGGCAAAAGGCCCUAACCGACCACCACUCCCUCCGCGCCGCCAAGGAACUCGUCCUCGCCUUCCGCUCCGCCGCCCAUGUCUCCGAAGCCUCCGAUGACAACACGACGCAAAAGACCUAUAAAUACUCCAUCUCCUCCCCCACCGUCUACCACGCCCUCCUCACCACCGCUCUCACCCAGAUCCCACAAAUCUUCGCCCACCACCUCCCACCCACCCAAACCAAGUCCGGGAAGUCCCAGGUUCAGACCGCGUCAAAGAAGUUCAAGACUCUUGCCCCACUCCUCCGCUCACACAUAGCGAGUAUACUGCACCUGCUCUCCCACCUCUCCGACGCCGCCACCCUGCGCCUUACGCUAUCCUCCACCCUCCCUCUCCUUCCCUACCUCCUCUCCUUCAAGAAGCUUGUCCGCGACCUCGCCCGCUCCGCCGCAACCGUCUGGUCCACCGCCAGCAACGCCGAAAGCGUCCGGGUGGGCGCUUUCCUCAUCCUACGCCGUCUCGUCGUGAUGGGGGAUGCGGGGAUAAGAGAGAAUGUGCUCAAAGCCGCUUAUCAAGCGCUCAUCAUGUCGGCGCGGAAUACAACCAUACAUACCCUGCCUGGCGUAAACCUGAUGAAGAACUCCGGCGCCGAGCUUUGGGGUGUCGCUGCCUCGGAGGGCGACGGGGUGGCCUACACAACCGCGUUCACAUUCAUCCGACAACUAGCCAUCCACCUCCGCACCUCCAUCGCCAACCCGGGAAACGAAAGCUACAAAACAGUCUACAACUGGCAGUACAUCCACGGUCUGGACUUCUGGUCGCGCGUCCUCGCCUCCCACACCACCCCCACCGACUCCAAAUCGUCAUCCUCGACUCUCCGCCCGCUCAUCUACCCCCUCGUCCAACUAACCCUCGGCGCCCUCCGUCUCAUCCCCACAGCGACUUACUUUCCCCUCCGCUUCCACUUGAUACGGUCCUGCCUCCGCAUCAGCGUGGCGACGGGGACGUACAUCCCGCUCGCACCCGCGCUGUAUGAGGUACUAAAUUCGGCCGAAAUGCGGCGGACGCCGAAGUCGAGUACGCUCAAACCGCUGGACUUCGCGACGAGUAUCCGUGCGCCGGGGGCGUAUUUGAGGACGCGGACGUAUCAGGAUGGGGUGGGCGAGCAGGUUGUCGAGUUAUUCGCCGAGUUCUUCGGGCUUUACGCGAAGAACCUCGCGUUUCCGGAGUUGUCGCUCGCGCCGGUGGUGGCGUUGAAACGCUGGCUCAAGGAUGUGCAAGCUCGAGGACCGGGGAAGGGGAAUCGGAACCAAAAGGUCAACAGUGCGGUGCAAGUGCUGGUGCAGAAGGUGGAGGCGAAUUCGCGAUGGGUGGAGGAGAGGAGGAGGAAGGUUGAGUUUGCUCCGGAUGAUCGGAGGGGGGUUGAGGGGUUUUUGGCGGAGGUGGAGUGGGAGAAGAGUCCGUUGGGGGCGUAUGUGGUGGGCUUGAGGAGGGGGAGGGAGGAGAGAGUGAAGGUGGUCGAGGAGGGGCGGAGGAGGGAGGAGGUGAGGGAGAGGGCGGGGAAGGGUGGAAAGGGGAGGGAUGCUGGGAGGGCGAGGCAGAGAGGUGAUAGGGUAGAGGAGGAGGAGGGUGUAGAUGGUGAGGAGGAUGAGGGUGAGGAUGAGGGUGAGGAUGGAGAGGACGGGCUGUUCGAUGGCAUCGAUGAUGAUGAUAAUGAGGAUGAGGGUAGCGAGUAA
Messenger RNA from Baudoinia panamericana UAMH 10762, 2364 nucleotides. RefSeq lists its product as uncharacterized. Gene Ontology annotation, cellular component: Noc1p-Noc2p complex; nucleolus; nucleoplasm. The coding region runs from base 1 to 2364 and encodes 787 amino acids. The record is from RefSeq and is a predicted model, not a curated record. The transcript has a single exon. Gene Ontology annotation, biological process: ribosomal large subunit biogenesis. NCBI's taxonomy places the organism in Eukaryota, Fungi, Ascomycota, Dothideomycetes, Mycosphaerellales, Teratosphaeriaceae.